This is a messenger RNA of Impatiens glandulifera, 2126 nucleotides long. Its product is annotated as pentatricopeptide repeat-containing protein At1g73400, mitochondrial. Gene Ontology annotation, molecular function: protein binding. The record is from RefSeq and is a predicted model, not a curated record. Lineage: Eukaryota; Viridiplantae; Streptophyta; Magnoliopsida; Ericales; Balsaminaceae. Bases 316 to 2022 code for a protein of 568 amino acids. The transcript has a single exon.
CACUUAUGGCCGUUAUUGGAGCGGCCAUCGCUGCUUCAACACUCUCAGCAAUUUUCAAUCGGCGUUUGCCGCCUGUGUGCGAUCUGUUGACCAUGAUCAAUUCAUGAGUAUAAAAUUCAUUCUGCAAAGUCAUAAUUUUUCCAUGCCACUCUAGUUACUGCCAUUACGAACGCAAACAAAGGUUCAAAUCUUUAUAAUUCUCUUUCUCUUUUCCCUUUCCCCUCCCGGUUCCAUUUUUACCUUCUUUUCUUGUCAAUUCCAAUUUCCAAUUAGUAGAAACACUGGUUGAUUCUCCAUUCACACAUAGGAACAAUCAUGUAUUUCCAAUGCAUUACAGCUGUUCGACGAAAUGCCUCCUCCAAUAUUCAUUACUUAACCCUCUUCAAACCAGCGAUUUCACCUACAAUCGCCGGUAUUCGCCGCUUCUACAGAAUCUCCGCUAGUUAUCGAUCUUCCUAUACAGUCCCACUACGAGGGUCGUCAAUUAUAUUUAACUUGCCUGCCAUUUCCACCUUCUUAAGCUAUUCAAACGAAGCUGGUAACGAAUCUAGUUCUUCUGAAACAGACCCGAUAGUCCAUGAAAGCAGUACAACCAACUGUGACAAGCUUUACACAGUUAUUACAGAAAACCCUGCUCCCUAUAGCAAUAUGGAGAAAUGUCUUGACCUUACUGACAUUGAUCUAACCACAGAUUUAGUUCUUCAAGUUCUUCACAAACUUCAUUAUGAGGAGAAAUUAGCAUUUAGAUUCUUCACCUGGGCCGGGCAUAAGGACUGCUACGAUCACGAACCUCAAGCAUUCAACACCAUUAUCGACAUACUAUCAAGCACACAAUACAAGACGAAACAAUUCGGUGUUCUUUGCGACCUUUUGGAUUACAUGAAGAGAAACGACAGAAAAUCAGUUCCAAUUCAAUCGUUACUAACUAUUCUCAAGCAAUAUACAGAAAGACAUCUUACCCAUCUCGAUAAAUUCGCAAAGAAGAAGAAAAUCAAGCCAAAGACACAACCUGAGGUCCAUUCUCUCAACAUUUUACUCGAUUCCUUCUGCAAGUGCGGUUUAGUUUCGGACGCAGAAACCAUGUUUAAGAAAAUCAAGAACAAGAUCGAACCGAAUGAAACCACCUAUAACAUAUUGUUCUUCGGAUGGUGUCGUGUCCGAAACCCUACUCGUGGAAUGUCGCUUCUACGAGAAAUGAUUGAAACAGGUCACAAACCCGAGAACUUCACUUAUAACACGGCCAUCGAUUCUUAUUGCAAAUCGGGCAUGUUAGCGGAGGCAACUGAAUUACUCGACUUCAUGAGGAAAAACGGUUCGACAAUGUCAUCUCCUACUGCGAAAACCUACGUAACCAUGAUAUCGGUUUUAAUCGAAAACGAUAGAAUGGAGGAAAGCUUUAAACUUAUAGGAGAAAUGAUAAGUAGUGGUUGUCUUCCUGACGUUUCGACUUAUAAGGAAAUGAUCGAGAGCAUGUGCUUAUCGGGGAAAUUCGAUGCGGCUUAUCGAUUUAUAGUCGUGAUGGGUGAUAAAGGGUAUCCACCCGAUAUCGUGACAUACAAUUGUUUUCUUAAGGUUUUAUGUGAGAAUAAACAAGGAGAAGAAGCAAUGAGGCUUUAUAAGAGAAUGAUUGAGGUUGGUUGUAUUCCUAGUGUUCAUACUUAUAAUAUGUUGAUUUCGAUGUUUUUUAAGAUUGAUGACGUUGAUGGAGCUUUUGAGGCUUGGUUUGAGAUGGAGAAACAGGGUUGUGAUCGCGAUGUUAAUACUUAUUGUGUUAUGAUGGAUGGGCUUUUCGCGUGUGGGAAUGUAGACGAUGCUCGUGUUGUUUUGGAGGAGGUUAUGGAUAAGGGUAUGAAAUUGCCUUAUCCUAGAUUUGAUUCCUUGUUGAUGCAUUUAUCGCGAAUUGGGGAUAUUCGUGGAAUUCAGAGAUUGUCGGAGUUGAUGAGGAAGUUUUAUAAUCCGUCUAUGGCGAGGCGAUUUGCUUUGAGUCAGAAAAGGAAGAGUAUUAGUUUGAGAGGGAAGUGAAUAAUUGAAGGUUAUGUAAAUUAUCUUGUUUCAAACAAGCUAAUAAUGCAAGUUUUGUGAGAUAAUUGGUUAUAUUUAAUACAGGUUUUAUUUAUUUACUGUAA